Molecule: messenger RNA, 636 nt
Organism: Penicillium crustosum
Lineage: Eukaryota; Fungi; Ascomycota; Eurotiomycetes; Eurotiales; Aspergillaceae
Exons: 1
Coding region: 1-636 (211 amino acids)
Source: RefSeq, a predicted model, not a curated record
AUGGAUUUAUUUCCUAUGUUGACUGAUGAAUCGUUAGACGAACACCCUGAUAAGCGUGACCAGGUCAUUCCCGAAAUGUUCGCCCUAGCCCUCGACUUUAUUCGAGAGACCAAGCUACCUGUUAUCCUUUCCUGUCAAUGUUUUGGCUCUUUUCGGCAUGAACGCUGGGGCUCAUUCGCCCAUGACAUGAUUCCGAAACUAAGCUCGUCGAUGGUCAAUGCCGAGCGCCAAACGGUGUUUGGCUUCCAUUUCGAGGAACACUUUAUACAUUGUGUUCAAGGGUUCCACCCUGCUAGAUUGUAUUACGCAGAUUAUGAAAGGGAAGAGAAAUUGGACAAAAUUCUGCGUCAAAUAUUUUAUUCUUUGUUCGAGCCGUGCGCACUAUGGCAAAUCUGGCAAAACAAGAACCUGGAGAAAAGCCUGCGUCGCAAAAGCGAGUCUAUCCAAACUUUGAUCAAACAACUUCCCCAAAAUGCGGCUGAAUAUGAUGAACUGCGCAUAAGAGGACAUUCCUUGAGUAUGACCCCGCAUCUCGGGUGUUCAAUUACAGCUGAGAAAUGGGAUACUCCAGAGAAGGCACUGAAUCUGAUCGUUCAACUGUUGUCCCCCAAUACGUCCCAGGAGUCACCUGAGUAA